This is a messenger RNA of Nyctereutes procyonoides (raccoon dog), 487 nucleotides long. It is a transcript of the gene HBM, whose product is annotated as hemoglobin subunit mu. Gene Ontology annotation, cellular component: haptoglobin-hemoglobin complex; blood microparticle; hemoglobin complex. Gene Ontology annotation, molecular function: haptoglobin binding; peroxidase activity; heme binding. Gene Ontology annotation, biological process: oxygen transport; hydrogen peroxide catabolic process. NCBI's taxonomy places the organism in Eukaryota, Metazoa, Chordata, Mammalia, Carnivora, Canidae. The coding region runs from base 20 to 445 and encodes 141 amino acids. The record is from RefSeq and is a predicted model, not a curated record. The transcript has 3 exons.
AAGCAGCCCCGGCGGCGCCAUGCUCAGCGCCCAGGAGCGCGCCCAGGUAGCGCAGGUCUGGGACCUGAUCGCGGGCCACGAGGCGGCCUUUGGGGCGGAGCUGCUGCUCAGGCUCUUCACCGUGUACCCCAGCACCAAGACCUACUUCCCGCACCUGGGCCCCUGCGCCGACGAGGCGCAGCUGCUGAGCCACGGGCGGCGCAUGCUGGAGGCGGUGGGCGUGGCCGUGCAGCACCUGGACAACCUGCGCGCCGCGCUGAGGCCGCUGGCCGACCUGCACGCCCAGGUGCUGCGCGUGGACCCCUCCAACUUCCCGCUGCUGAUCCAGUGUUUCCAGGUGGUGCUGGCCUCCCACCUGCAGGACGAGUUCACCGUGGAGAUGCAGGCGGCGUGGGACAAGUUCCUGACGGGCGUGGCUGUGGUGCUGACGGAGAAGUACCGCUGAGCCCGCGCCCCCGCCCACAUCCCCGCGUGUCAAUAAACACGG